UACGUACGUUUUGUCGUGGAGAGCGCCAAACACGGCCACCAACAUCAAACUGUGAAAAUAAAGUAUUUAACCCCGGUUGGAGCUAAAUUCACAGUUUAUGAACACAUGGCUUCCACAAGUAAAGCACCGUUACAGACUAGAAACUUGCCAUGGGUUGAAAAAUACAGACCGCAGAAACUUGAUGAUCUGAUCUCACACAAAGAUAUUCUAAGCACCAUCCAGAAGUUUAUCAGUGAGGACAGGCUUCCCCAUCUCUUGUUCUAUGGCCCCCCUGGAACGGGCAAAACCUCCACCAUCCUUGCUUGUGCCAGGCAGCUGUACAAGGACAAAGAGUUCAACUCCAUGGUGUUGGAGCUAAAUGCAUCAGAUGACAGAGGAAUUGAUGUUGUACGCGGCCCCGUUCUGAGUUUUGCCAGCACCAGGACCAUCUUCAAGAAAGGCUUCAAGUUGGUGAUACUGGACGAGGCCGAUGCCAUGACCCAGGAUGCCCAGAAUGCACUGCGGCGAGUGAUUGAGAAGUUUACAGAAAACACUCGAUUCUGUCUGAUCUGCAAUUACCUGUCCAAGAUCAUCCCGGCCCUGCAGUCUCGCUGCACCAGGUUUCGCUUCGGCCCGCUGUCCCCAGACCAGAUGAUCCCUCGGCUGGAGCAUGUAGUCCAGCAGGAGGGUAUUGACAUAACUCCAGAUGGAAUGAAGGCCAUUGUGACCUUAUCAUCAGGUGAUAUGAGAAGAUCACUCAACAUACUGCAGAGCACCAGUAUGGCCUAUGAGAAGGUCACAGAGGACACAGUGUACACCUGCACAGGUCACCCCCUCCGCUCAGACAUAGCCAACAUCCUCGACUGGUCGCUCAACAAAGACUUCACCACAGCGUACAACCAAAUCCUUCAGCUGAAGACUUUGAAGGGUUUGGCCCUGCAUGAUAUCCUCACUGAGGUUCAUUUGCUCAUACACAGAGUUGACUUCCCUCCAGCUAUUCGGAUUGUUCUGCUCAUCAAGCUGGCUGACGUCGAACACAGGGUCGCCUCAGGAACUGAUGAGAAAAUCCAGCUGAGCUCCAUGGUUGCAGCUUUCCAGGCAGUGAGGGACCUCGUGGUCAGCGAGGCCUCCUAAAUACAGUGACCGCUUUACACCACCACAACGAAAUACAGUCUCCAGAAUGCAAACCGCUUGUGGAGGCAAAACUUUUUCACCAAUUCCCUGCUGACUACCAUCACUUCUGUUUGUACCACAAUUAAAACACAGCUACAUCCAGA
This is a messenger RNA of Micropterus salmoides (largemouth bass), 1256 nucleotides long. RefSeq names its product replication factor C (activator 1) 5 (gene rfc5). Lineage: Eukaryota; Metazoa; Chordata; Actinopteri; Centrarchiformes; Centrarchidae. The record is from RefSeq and is a predicted model, not a curated record. The coding region runs from base 106 to 1113 and encodes 335 amino acids. The transcript has 11 exons. Gene Ontology annotation, cellular component: nucleus; DNA replication factor C complex. Gene Ontology annotation, molecular function: DNA clamp loader activity; ATP hydrolysis activity; DNA binding. Gene Ontology annotation, biological process: DNA repair; DNA-templated DNA replication.